AUGCCUGACAUCACCUUUACGAACAGGGAUUUUCACACCCCAGAGCCAGAACAGGAUGAUCCUAUGGUCAUUACAGCCCGAAUAGCACAGUAUGACGUGAGCAAAGUCCUGAUAGAACAGGGAAGUUCGAUCAACAUCUUAUACUGGACAACAUUCAAGAAGAUGGAGCUGACGAAGGAUGCGGUAACACCCUUUCACGAACAGAUCGUUGGAUUCGCAGGUGAACGUGUUGAUACCCGAGGAUACCUCGUCCUGAGGACCCGAUUGGGCACCGGUGACAAGGCUAGAGAAAUCCGUGUGCGCUUCCUGCUGGUAGAAGCAAACACUUCAUUUGGCGAUGAAGUUCCCGUUCGAAAGCGGCAGAAACGUCCUGAAGCUAUAUUGGUCGACCUAGACCCUCAGACCAACACAGACAAUCGGAUUCAACCCCAGGGAGAGAUUAAACCGUUCCUCCUGGGGAAGAAUGCUGAGCAAACUACUAACAUAGGGGCUGAUCUCACUCCCGUCGAAGAAAGCAACCUAACCACACUACUGAGGUCCAAUGGUGAGCUCUUUGCGUGGAACGCCUCAGAUAUGCCAGGGAACCAUCCCAGCGUUAUCACACACAAGUUAUCCAUAUUUCGAGAAGCUCGACCAAUAGCGCAGAAGAAAAGAAGGCUAGGCACCGAAAAAAGGGUGGUCGUACAGAAGGAAGUUGAGAAACUGGUCAAGGUCGGAUUCAUCCGGGAGAUAACCAUUGAUCGACUUGUGGACGGCGCCUCUGGACACACAGUCCUCAGCUUUCUAGACGCAUACUCCGGAUACAACCAGAUCCCGAUGUAUGCUCCAGACCAAAACAACACAGCCUUCAUAACUGAGCAAGCCAACUACUGCUACGAGGUAAUGUCGUUCGGUCUGAAAAAUGUAGGUGCAACUUAUCAACGCCUCAUGGAUAAAAUCUUCCACAAUCAAAUAGGGCAGUGCAUGGAGGUUUACGUAGAUGACAUGGUGGUGAGAAGCUGUUCCCACCAACAACAUUUGAAGGAUCUAGCCGAGGUCUUCCACCAACUCAAACAGUACAGUUUACGUCUAAAUCCGUGA
This is a messenger RNA of Vigna radiata var. radiata (mung bean), 1080 nucleotides long. RefSeq lists its product as uncharacterized. The transcript has 3 exons. The record is from RefSeq and is a predicted model, not a curated record. Bases 1 to 1080 code for a protein of 359 amino acids. Lineage: Eukaryota; Viridiplantae; Streptophyta; Magnoliopsida; Fabales; Fabaceae.